Molecule: messenger RNA, 1680 nt
Organism: Bombus impatiens (common eastern bumble bee)
Lineage: Eukaryota; Metazoa; Arthropoda; Insecta; Hymenoptera; Apidae
Gene: AQP
Product: aquaporin-11
Exons: 6
Coding region: 498-1289 (263 amino acids)
Cellular component (GO): cytoplasm
Molecular function (GO): channel activity
Source: RefSeq, a predicted model, not a curated record
GUUGCAAAAUAAUUGAAUAAUACUUGGUGACAGGUAUAACUCUUAUUCAUAUUUACGAAAAAUUGUCUGUUCAGUUUCGUCAUAAGAUUAUUUUGAAACAUAUUCGAUAUCUAACGUGAUGCGGAUGUACAACCAGGUAAUUUGGGAGACCAGCUAUUUAAAGCUACGCGACAUAUUCACACAAAUAUAUUCAAUUACACUCGAUGGUUUUAAAUAACAGCUAAGCAAAAUCUUGCUGUGCGCGAAAGAAAGGAAGAGAUCGAGAAAUAGAUUUACAAGCAUUGUGUGAAUGUUUGCUCGGGAAGAGAUGAGAAAAGCUAAUGAAAUUUGGUGGUAAAUAUAGCCUCUUCAAGAUAUUUGUUUGGUUUCAUAUGGUGUUUUGUUAUUCUUUUUCCGAAUUCCCACUAUAUGUGCUCAAGUUUUAAGCUCGACGAUUACGGUCGUAUAGUUUCCGUUUUACGAUAUCGAACUUGUGCAUACUAUAUUCGAUCAACACCAUGGCUGCAACGAUAAUCGCUUUGGCAGUUUCUACACUGUAUAUUGUAUUUACAAGUCUCAUAGCUUACUGGAUGAGAAGAUAUACCAACUAUUAUAUACAGGAUCCGUUUGUAAGGUCCCUAUUUUUAGAAGGUAUUGCUACCGGUGAACUUUGCGGAGCAUGUUUCGAAUUAAUAAUAAUUGCGGAUAACUGGGGUGUUUCUAUGUACGGCGUAUAUUUAUUCGUACUGACGAUUUGGUGGUCUAUGAAUUGGGAAGACGCUACCGCUUGUCCCUACACGCACAUCGAAGACGUUGUCAAUGGAACGAAGUCAGUGCGCGAUGCUUUCCUUUUAAUAUGGGCCGAACUUGUCGGCGGUCUUGCCGUUUUUAGAUACGUUCAAUUACUUUGGGCACUCGAAAUUGUUUCGACGCACAAACACAAAGCAUUCGAAGAUUGUACUACCGAUCUACAAGUGCCUGUAAUAUUUGGAGCAUUUAUAGAAUGCGUGGCAACUUGUAUAUAUAGGGUGGUCUCACGUGGCUUGAGCGAGAUAAAUUCGAAGAUUAGUGUUAUUCUUGAUUCCUUCGUUGGAACAACUUUGGUUAUUGCAGCUUUCGAUUAUUCCGGCGGCUACUUCAAUCCCGCGCUGGCUACCUCCUUGAAAUACGGAUGUUUAGGAACUUCCUUUAUGGAGCACGUGAUAGUCUAUUGGGUGGGUGCGUGUGCGGGUUCCAUCGCCUCUUUACGAGUAUAUAGGCUACCGUUUGUUCAACGGUAUGUGGAACAAUAUAAAGAGAAAACGCUUUAAGUCACCGACAGUGAAACAUCGGGUCGUUGCACGAGUUUGUUGGUUUUCUGUUUGCCCGACUUUCCCGUUGUUUGUUUUAUCUUAUUCCCUGUUUUCUGUCUGAGUUACCGUUCUACGAAGUAACGUCUAAGUUUAUACAUACUUGUAUCGAGUCUCUCAGAUUGUUACAAUAUUUGCGCACAAACAAUUUCUCGAAAGCGGUCACCCUCCUCGCACGUUUACAAAGUAGGAACAUUUUUAGAUAUUGUAGGGUGAUGAUAGUGCUACGAUGAUUUGAAUUGAAAUUAGUGUAAAAUUAUCCAUAGCGAGCGAUGCGUGUAAUUAGCAUAAUGUAUCAUGACUGUAUAAUAAAAGUACAAAUAAAAGUUUUGCGAAUAAAUUGGAAAUAUUA